Molecule: messenger RNA, 1946 nt
Organism: Halichondria panicea
Lineage: Eukaryota; Metazoa; Porifera; Demospongiae; Suberitida; Halichondriidae
Product: probable 4-coumarate--CoA ligase 1
Exons: 4
Coding region: 126-1823 (565 amino acids)
Molecular function (GO): CoA-ligase activity
Source: RefSeq, a predicted model, not a curated record
GGGGCUGAUAGAAAUUCUUUUUGGCCAUUUCCAGAAAUUUAGAAGACUCGACUGGCAGUGGCUAGCAGCUACGGCUAGCUAUACAUUCAACAAGCAGUACCUCAAGCUUUCUUAUUCAGGAGAAGAUGUAUAGAGUAUCAGCACUGGGUCGAUGGAGUCUCCCUCUUCGAUCGGCUCUCCAAAGACGUUCCAUUUCAUGUCUUUAUCACACCACCCCCUCACGCAGUGGACAACCCUCUAAUGUUGUAACGAGCCCCUUACCUCCCAUAGAGGACUCCCCGUUGGACCUCUACCGUCACGUUUUUCAAGAUUUUCCAAAGUUUGGUAACAGAACAGCUGUUGUGGACGGCAUCACUGGCCAGGAUUUCUCGUACAACCAGAUUGACGAGCUGACAAGCAAGUUCUCCUCCGGUCUCAAUAGAAGUGGAUUCAAACCCGGAGAUGUUCUCUCCAUAGUUGCUCCCAACUGUCCUGCUUACCCAGUUCUAUUCUUUGGGACCAUAGCUUCUGGUGGAAUAGUGAGCACUUGCAAUCCUGCGUACACUUCACAAGAACUUUCCUUUCAGUUUCAGGACUCUAAUGCUAAGAUAGUAGCCACAGUGUCAUCAUUGCUGCACACAGUACAAGAGGCAAUCAAAGGAACAAACAUUGAGAAGAUUAUUGUGAUCGAUGGAGACUCUCACGGUGGUAGGGACGGUCAGGAGUCUUAUCAAUCUCUCCUUGACGACAGUGGCUCUUUGUUUAACCCUGUGUCCUCUGAUAUCCACAGUACGGCAGUUUUGCCUUACUCCAGUGGCACUACCGGCCUGCCCAAAGGUGUCAUGCUCACCCACCAUAACAUCACCUCUAAUGUCUCGCAGAUGCAUCACCCGGAAUUGUUUGAAUUACGAGAGAGCUAUCGACUCAUUGGUGUUCUGCCUUUCUUCCACAUUUAUGGUAUGGUUGUGAUCAUGUUCUCAUCAAUGCGUUACGGCAGUCGAUUCGUUACUGUACCAAAAUUCGAGCCAGAAAUGUUUUUGGGUGCUUUACAGGAUCAUAAAAUAACUCUUGCUCAUCUUGUACCACCAUUGCUGCUGUUCCUAGCGAAGCAUCCUCUUGUCAACAAUUACGACCUCUCUUCAAUGAACGAGAUACUUACAGGAGCGGCCCCCGCUGGAGGAGAGAUUGUGAAAGCAGCAAAAGAGAGGAUUGGAAUUGAAACCAUCCGUCAAGGCUAUGGACUUACCGAGACAAGCCCAGUCACUCAUCUCAUGCCUUUAUCACUUGGCAUGUCGAAACCGGACUCUAUUGGCAUUAAUAUUCGGAGUGUGAGCACGAAGAUAGUUGAUCCGGAGAGUGGUGGUGUGCUGGGUGUGGGGGAGGAGGGAGAGCUGUGGGUGGCCGGACCCAACGUCAUGAAGGGAUACCUCAACAGACCAGACGCCACUGAGGCCAGCAUCACUCAGGACGGAUGGUUCAAGACUGGAGAUGUCGGUUACUUUGAUAAGGACGGGUGUUUCUACAUCACUGAUCGACUCAAGGAGCUCAUUAAGGUCAAAGGUCUCCAAGUCGCCCCAGCUGAACUAGAGGCCGUGCUCGUCUCACAUCCUAGAAUUGCUGAUGCUGCAGUUAUUGGGGUAACGGACGAGCGACAAGGGGAAUCCCCCAAGGCAUUUGUGGUCAAGAAGGAGGAGGGGCUGAGUGAGAAGGAGGUGGCAGAGUUCCUCGCCAGCAAGCUUUCCUCCCACAAGCACCUCACUGGUGGGGUGGAGUUCAUUGAUGUCAUCCCUAAGUCAGCCUCAGGCAAAAUUCUCAGACGUCUGCUAAAGGAAAAAGACAAAUAAUUUAGAGCGUUGGAAUUUUUGUAUUUUAGCUAUUUGCUUAGUGUCUGCAGUAUAUACAUUUUUGUGGUUUAAUUUUUAACUUUUUUUGACCUACCCAAAAAUUCGUUGUUAAGCUUCAAUCAA